Molecule: messenger RNA, 2676 nt
Organism: Larimichthys crocea (large yellow croaker)
Lineage: Eukaryota; Metazoa; Chordata; Actinopteri; Sciaenidae
Gene: emx3
Product: empty spiracles homeobox 3
Exons: 3
Coding region: 486-1229 (247 amino acids)
Biological process (GO): regulation of transcription by RNA polymerase II; neuron differentiation; brain development
Cellular component (GO): nucleus
Molecular function (GO): DNA-binding transcription factor activity, RNA polymerase II-specific; RNA polymerase II cis-regulatory region sequence-specific DNA binding
Source: RefSeq, a predicted model, not a curated record
UCAUCCACUCAAAUCAACAAAAUGGCUGUCGGAGUGGGCUGCUCUGCGCAUGCUCAGCGCACCUCUGUCGGAGGGCAGGGCAGGUAUCCGCGCGCUCCGCAGUCUCCGGCUCAGACUCCGGCAUGAGGCGGCAGGAGGAGUGAGGAAGCACCGACUGCUCAGAGCCCCGCUGCCCGCCUCUGCGCGCUCGAACCCGGCCGCUGCUGCUCGGAGGACCCGCCGCACUCUGCCCGGACACUUUGCGGGACUUUGCGGGAUUUUUCUCGUUUUACGGAGCGCGGGAGAGACACCGCCCCGCACACAGGUGAGAGGAAAGUUCAGCCGCCUCCAGGUGCAGCAGUCAGGGAGUGCGCGCGGCUUUUACGCACGGGAGGACUGUUGUGGAGAGUUAUGGGUCUCCGGGGGAAGCUGCGCAUCUGAGGACAGGACCGAACCGGACCGACUGGACCCGAUCUGCUCACAUCUUCACCCUCUCCCUCACCACAAUGUUCCAGCACAGCAAUAACAAGAAGUGCUUCACCAUCGAGGCUCUGGUCGGGAAGGAGGCGAUCAGCCACGGAGGAGGAGGCGGCUCCGGGGAUGAGCCCAUCCGGCCCACGGCGCUCAGGUUCCCGGAGUCCCUGCAUCCCGCCGCCGCUGCUGCUGCAGGGGUGUUCGGCUCCUGCUUCCAGGGCAGCAGCGGGAGGACUUUGUACUCGGCCGGGCCGGAUUUGGUGCUCCAGGAGCCCGGGCCGCACACGCAGAGCCCCGGCGGGCUGCCGCUGCACCCGCUGCAGAUCCCCCCGCAGAGCUUCUUCAGCCCGCAGCACCGGGACGCGCUCAGCUUCUACCCGUGGGUGCUGCGGAGCCGGUACCUGGGACACCGCUUCCAAGCAGAGGACAGCAGUCCGGAGAACCUCCUCCUUCACGGUCCGUUCUCCAGGAAACCCAAACGGAUCCGGACGGCGUUCUCCCCGUCUCAGCUGCUCCGACUGGAGCGAGCCUUCGAGAAGAACCACUACGUGGUCGGAGCCGAGAGGAAACAGCUCGCCAGCGGACUGUGUCUGACCGAGACGCAGGUGAAGGUGUGGUUUCAGAACCGCAGGACGAAGCACAAGCGUCAGAAGUUGGAGGAGGAGUCACCUGAAGCUCAGCAGAAGAGGAAGGGAAGUCAACACGUGAACCGCUGGAGAGCGGCGACUCAGCAGCCGGGCGGCGGCGACGACGUGGACGUCAUCAGCGACGACUAGACUGCAACACACAUUUAACACACACACACACACACACACACACACACACACACACACACACACACACGCACACACGCACACUCUCUCUGACAGUGGAGUCCAAACACCUGUCCAGGUGCGUUCAGGUGCUUUUCUCACACGUUUAAAGCAACAGGCUAACUGAGCUAAACGACCCCUGAUGUGCCGCAGACCUCUGCUGUGAGAAAUGAAUAAUUAACUAAUUAAUUGCUACAAAAUAAGAGGCCGAGAUUUCAAAAUAAAAGUCAAAGGUUGUCAGGCUAUACAUUUCAAAAUAAAAGAAAUUACUUUUAUUUUGGCAUUUGACUACUCAAAACGAGUAAUUAUACAGGAUAUGACAUCAGAGGCGUUUCCUGUUUGCAGGCGCCUCAAAUCUUUAUUUAGUUUGACGACGGCUCAAAUUUAUUUGAAUUAAAGAAGAAGUGAUCACACACACACACACACACACACACACACCUUCCUGAGGACUGAUGGUGUCCCUGAAGGAGGAGGAGCUUCAACAAACUGUCAUUUCCUGUUGGACCGACGCGUGGACGCGAUGAUGCGUUCACUGACUGAACACUCGCUCGGUGGAUUUUGGUGCCAAACUUUAAACCAGCGCCCUGAAAAAGACGAUUAACUAACGAGGAGCCGCUCGGACAUCGUCAGCUUCCUCCAGCAGGAGAGAGGGAACGUUUGUUUAACGUUCACCGCCAACGUUUGUUUAACGUUCACCGCCAACGUUUGUUUAACGUUGCUCAUCUGUCUGUGACGUUCUCCGUCUGUAACGAGCUCAGAAUCAUUAAAUGAAAUCAGACUAAUUGUCCUUCAGGUGAGGCUGCGUGUUCAUGGUUCAGGUGCAAAACGUCUAUGACGUCAUGACCCAAAGCCUCAUGGGAAAUGUAGUUUUCAGGUUUUGGUUCAGCUACAGAACAACAAUGUCCCAGACUGAUGACGGCUUUAAGGUGGACUUUAAACUUUAAGGUGGAAAUCUUCACUUCCUGUCGGAGGAAACUGUAAAAAAAACAAGAAAAAAAAAAACAGCUGAGACGAUUUUCCAGAUUUGUCUUCACGUGUUCGUAACGAAGGAACAUGUCACGCUUAAAGAUCUGCAGGAAUGUUCCACCUGUCUCUGACGGGGGUUGGCGUGCGGCGCCUUGCUCAGCGGCACUCCGGCUGGUCUGUUUGGACGUUUGUAGUUUUUUGUUUUUUUUGUCUUUUUGGAAGCAAAAGAAAAAAGUUGUAGGUAUUUAUGUAAAAAAAGUAUUCUAUGCAUCCGACGUGUAAAUAUGGAAAUAACGACGAUAACGAGUGACUGUUUGUUUUUCAUCCGUUCAUCUGUUUGUUUCUUCUUCCUGACAGAUUUACCUCAUCACCUCCUUAUGUAGCACUUCCUCCUCUUCUUCUCUUCUUCUUCUUCCUCCUCUUCUUCUUCUUCCUCUUCUUCCUC